AUGCUUCAACAAUUUAUAUUGUUAUUCGUAUAUUUGUCGGUUGCGACUGCAAAGACAAUCACUGGUGUUUUUAACAGUUUCGACUCAUUGACUUGGUCCAAUGCUGCUAAUUACGCUUUUAAGGGUCCCGGAUACCCAACUUGGAAUGCUGUCUUAGGUUGGUCUUUAGACGGCACUACUGCAGAUCCAGGAGACACAUUUACAUUGAUCAUGCCUUGUGUGUUCAAAUUCAUAACUACCCAAACAUCUGUUGAUUUGACCGCCAAUGGUGUUAAAUAUGCUACAUGUCUGUUUUAUUCGGGUGAAGAAUUCACAACUUUUUCAUCAUUAACAUGUACUGUUAACAGUGCUUUAACCUCAUCUGUUAAGGCUUUUGGUACCGUUACUUUACCCAUCUCAUUCAAUGUAGGUGGAACGGGAUCGUCAGUUGAUUUAGAAGACUCCAAAUGCUUCACUGCUGGUACCAACACCGUCACUUUUACCGACGGCGACAACAAAGUCUCAACUACUGUUGAUUUUGAAAAAUCAACAGUUGAUUCAACUGGAUAUUUGACUUCCUCCAGACUUAUGCCAAGUCUCAAUAAAGUCACAUCUCUUUUUGUAGCACCACAAUGUGCAAGAGGUUAUACAUCUGGUACAAUUGGAUUUUCGAGUAGUAAUGGUGGUGUUUCUUUUGACUGUUCAAAUGUUCAUGUUGGAAUUACAAAUGGUGUGAAUGAUUGGAAUUUUCCAGUGUCAUCAGAAUCAUUUAGUUACACUAAAACUUGUUCGUCUACAGGUAUUACAAUCACAUACAGAAAUGUUCCUGCUGGUUAUCGUCCAUUUAUCGACGCUUACAUUACUGCUUCGGAUGUUAACCUGUAUACCUUGUCAUAUACCAAUGAUUAUACUUGUGUUGGUGGUAGCGUGCAACAUAAACCAUUUACUUUAAGAUGGUCUGGAUACAAAAAUGGGGAAGCCGGGUCUAACGGUAUUGUCAUUGUUGCUACAACAAGAACAGUUACAGAUAGUACUACUGCUGUAACUACUUUACCAUUCAAUUCCGAUGUUGACAAAACUAAAACAAUUGAAAUUUUGCAACCUAUUCCAACAACUACCAUCACAACAUCAUACGUUGGUGUGACUACUUCUUACCUGACCAAAACUGCACCAAUUGGAGAAACUGCUACUGUUAUCGUUGAUGUUCCAUAUCACACUACCACAACUGUUACUAGUGAAUGGACAGGAACAAUCACUACUACUACAACACAGACCAAUCCUACAGACUCAAUAGAUACAGUCGUUGUGCAAGUUCCACUGCCAAACCCAACAGUCUCCACUACUGAAUACUGGUCUCAGUCGUUUGCUACUACUACUACUGUUACUGCCCCUCCAGGUGGUACCGAUACUGUGAUUAUUAGAGAACCACCAAACCAUACUGUAACUACUACUGAAUAUUGGUCACAAUCUUAUGCAACAACCACUACUGUUACUGCCCCUCCAGGUGGUACCGAUACUGUGAUUAUUAGAGAGCCACCAAACCAUACUGUAACUACUACUGAAUAUUGGUCACAAUCUUAUGCAACAACCACUACUGUUACUGCCCCUCCAGGUGGUACUGACACUGUUAUCAUUAGAGAACCACCAAACCCAACUGUCACUACCACUGAAUACUGGUCUCAGUCGUUUGCUACUACUACCACUGUUACUGCCCCUCCAGGUGGUACAGAUACUGUUAUCAUUAGAGAACCACCAAACCAUACUGUAACUACCACUGAAUACUGGUCACAAUCUUAUGCAACAACCACUACUGUUACUGCCCCUCCAGGUGGUACUGACACUGUUAUCAUUAGAGAACCACCAAACCAUACUGUAACUACUACUGAAUAUUGGUCACAAUCUUAUGCAACAACCGCUACUGUUACUGCCCCUCCAGGUGGUACUGACACUGUGAUCAUUAGAGAACCACCAAACCAUACUGUAACUACUACUGAAUAUUGGUCACAAUCUUAUGCAACAACCGCUACUGUUACUGCCCCUCCAGGUGGUACUGACACUGUGAUUAUUAGAGAGCCACCAAACCAUACUGUAACUACUACUGAAUAUUGGUCACAAUCUUAUGCAACAACCGCUACUGUUACUGCCCCUCCAGGUGGUACUGACACUGUGAUUAUUAGAGAGCCACCAAACCAUACUGUAACUACAACUGAAUAUUGGUCACAAUCUUAUGCAACAACCGCUACUGUUACUGCCCCUCCAGGUGGUACUGACACUGUGAUUAUUAGAGAACCUCCAAACCAUACUGUAACUACUACUGAAUACUGGUCUCAAUCCUAUGCCACAACCACUACUGUUACUGCCCCUCCAGGUGGUACUGACACUGUGAUUAUUAGAGAGCCACCAAACCAUACUGUAACUACUACUGAAUACUGGUCUCAGUCGUUUGCUACUACUACCACUGUUACUGCCCCUCCAGGUGGUACUGAUACUGUAAUUAUUUAUGAAUCCAUGUCGAGUUCAAAGAUUUCUAUCUCCUCGGAUGAAAUAAGCAGUAUCAUUCCAUCAUUCUCGCGUCCUCAUUACGUCAACAGUACAACAAUUGAGUCUUCCUCUGUCAAUAUUCCUACUUCCACUGAUAAUGAUAAUGUGUUGUUAUCAUCCACAACUUUGUUUAUUGAAUCAAGAACAACUACAGAAAUGAUUUGUAGCGAUGACAAAGGAUGUUCUGAACUGUCUAGUUCUUCUGGUAUUGUUACAAAUCCGGAUGAUAGUGAAUCAUCAAUGGUAAUUAAUACUGUACAUUCCACAACCACGGUGUCUGAUUUACAUUCUUCCACUGGUGGUAUUAGUGCUACAUCAUCUGAGAAUUCUUCAGAGUCAGGAGUAUCAAUUUCAACAGAUUCUUCUAUUACUACUACUCAUACUAGUCCAAACCCAUUAUCUACUUCAAUGACAUCAUUGACUCAAAUGUCUACAAAUCCAAGUGUCUUAGUUAGUGAAAGUAAGGUUACAUUUACAAGUGACGGAGACAACCAAAGCGGCUCCCAUGGAUCACAGUCUACUUACUUGAAAUCAAGUAUGGGCGUAAAUUCUGGAUCUACUACUUCAACUGAAAUCGAAAUUGUAACAACAAGUUCCACAAGCAUUUUACCACCUGUUGCUCCUUCUAGUACUGUUUUAACUACUGAAUCUACAAAUACUAUAGAACAACCUACCAGAUCACCAACGAUUUCAAACACAAUCAAUGAACUGAUUUCUACUUCACAACCUAUUGGCGGAAAUGGUAACAAUACUUCAUUAACCAGUUCAGUUCCAACUGUGACAACAGAUGCUUCAGCAACUGCAAAUGGAGAAGACAACCGAACUGGUUCUCAUGGAUCAUCAUCCACUCAUUUGAAAUCAAGUAUGGGUGAAAAUUCUGAAUCUACCACUUACACUGAAAUUGAAGUUACUACAAGCAGUCCAACAGAAUCCUCAUCACCUAUCGCUCCUUCUAGUACUGACGCAACUACUGAAUCUACAAAUACUAUUGAACAACCUUCAAUACUGCUAAUUGUUUCAAGCACAAUCGAUGAACUGAAUACUACUUCACAACCUACUCCCGAAAAUGGUGGCAACACUUCAUCAACUAAUUCUGGUCCAGCUUUAACAACAGGUACUUCAGCAUCUAUGACUAUUAAUAGUGAAGUUGUUACUAGUGCAUCAAACGAUCAAUCACAUUCUAAUUUUGCUACCAACGACAACAUUAUUGUAUCUAAUACCCCACAAACCACAUUGAGUCAACAGGCGAUCUCAUCCUCACCUUCAACCAAUACCUUAAUUGUUUCCACAUACGAUGGUUCUGGUUCUAUUAUUCAACAUUCUGCUUGGUUGUAUGGUUUGAUCACAGUAUUGUCCUUGUUCAUUUAG
Molecule: messenger RNA, 3888 nt
Organism: Candida dubliniensis CD36
Lineage: Eukaryota; Fungi; Ascomycota; Pichiomycetes; Serinales; Debaryomycetaceae
Gene: ALS1
Product: adhesin factor ALS1
Exons: 1
Coding region: 1-3888 (1295 amino acids)
Biological process (GO): cell adhesion involved in single-species biofilm formation; cell adhesion involved in multi-species biofilm formation
Cellular component (GO): fungal-type cell wall
Source: RefSeq, a predicted model, not a curated record